Molecule: messenger RNA, 1407 nt
Organism: Mycotypha africana
Lineage: Eukaryota; Fungi; Mucoromycota; Mucoromycetes; Mucorales; Mycotyphaceae
Product: glycoside hydrolase superfamily
Exons: 2
Coding region: 1-1407 (468 amino acids)
Biological process (GO): carbohydrate catabolic process
Molecular function (GO): alpha-galactosidase activity
Source: RefSeq, a predicted model, not a curated record
AUGAGUCUUUCACCAUCGUCGUUUCUGACUUCAAGGGCUCAAAUCGAUAUUGCCUACAAACUUCAUCCUUCAGAAAAGGAUCCUAUUUGGCAUAGACAUGAACUCCUUCAUCCUACCAAGCCUUUUAUCAAUCCAUAUAUUCAGGUCACCGCAAAAUGUGAACGUCACAGUGACAAUAAAGGAGGUUAUCUCUUGACCCUUUCUGUCAAGGCUCUGAAACAACCUCUCGAGCUAAACUAUUUUGAAGCCACCUACUUGGCCGAUUUGAAGGAUCAACGUAUGUUGGCCAACGGUUUCCAAAGUUGGAGUCAAGCGCGUGAAUUUUCAAAAAAUGACAAGAUCCCCGGUAUUCGUUCAGGCAUCGCUUGGUAUACGCAGUUUAACCUUCAAGGUGAUUAUGAUAUCUUUCAACAUUCUGGAGAAAAGGGUUUGAUUCACUCGAGCAGCUACACUCACUUCCGUGACGUAAACAACGUUCUUUCCUUCUUUGGCUCGAUUUCAGAAAAUAUGGGUUACACUUAUUUCAAGGGCGACUUUAACAAAAAUACCUUGGGCAUCUACAAAGACGUCUUUGGCAAAAGAUUGGAGGUGGGAGAAGAGAUCGACCUCGUCAAAGUGUUUAUUGCCCAAGGAUUGGAUGCCGAAGCAGCUAUUUGGGAUUCUUACGCAGAAUUUUAUGAGGAUCGCCGUGCUAUCAAGAGCGACCCAUCCAAUACCAACAUCAAAUCAGCCGAUAAUAAAAAGCGCCACGUCAAUGGAUGGACAUCAUGGUAUAAUUAUUACGGCGAUGUGACUGAAGCCAUCAUCCAUGAGAACGUCGAAGCACUUCAAAAGCACAAAUACCCCAUCAACAUUUUCCAAAUCGAUGAUGGCUUCCAGACCGCUAUUGGUGACUGGUUAUCCAUCAACGACAAGUUCCCUAGCGGCAUGAAGGCUGUAGCGGAAAAGAUCAAACGGGCAGGUUUCAAAGCAGGUCUUUGGCUAGCUCCUUAUGCUGUAGGAUUCACAAGUCGUAUCGUCAAAGAACACCCAGAUUGGUUGAUCAUUGACCCUGACACACGUAAACCCGUCGUGGCAGGCCCCAAUUGGGGAGGAUUUUACGCUCUGGAUAUGUAUCAUCCCGGAGCACGCAGCUAUCUCAAAGAAGUAUUUGAUACAGUCUUGCAAGACUGGGGUUUUGAUAUGCUUAAACUCGAUUUUUGCUUUGCAGCGGCCAUGAUCCCUCGUCAGGGCAAGUCCCGUGGUGAGAUUAUGUGGGAAGCAAUGGACCUCGUCCGUGAUCUCGUCGGCCCUGAAAAGUUAAUUCUUGGUUGUGGCGUACCUCUGGCCAGCGCCUUUAGAAAAGUAGAUUAUUGCCGUAUCGGCUCAGAUGUGGCUCCUUGGUGGGAAGGUAAGCAUCACAACUGA